GCGAGCUUUAGUGGGAGGAAAUGUAGGCUUGCAAAUAUUUGCAUGUGGGAAGAACAAAAUGCUCUAUACCACCCAUAUAAGAUAUGUCAUCGUGGGGUUGGAGAAGGAACGGCCAUUAACGGUUCAAGUCAAAAAAUGAACCAUGGCAGAGAAAAUGAAUGAGAGUCAUCAACGUUUUUUACAAGUUCUAAUGUCCCAUGGAAUAAUGGAGGGCUCUGCAGCAAGGGCAUUGCACAAACAUUGCUGUGAAGUACAUAAAGUGCAUUACAUGCAUGAUAAAUUAGAUGACUUUAUUGGUGUCAUAAACAAACAUCUACAGCCUAUCUUUAUGCAGAUACGGAAAGGAAUGUCUGAAGAGGAUGGACAAAGUUAUUAUGCCUUGGUGAACCUCGCUGAAAAUGAAAUUACCCGAAUGGCUUCAGAUUAUGCAGAAAAUGAACUGGAAUUGUUUCGGAAAACUGUGGAAUUAAUAAUUUUAUCAGACAAUGGAUUUGCUUCAUCCACAAGUAUUUUGAAUCUUUCUGAUCAACUUCAGACCAAGAAAAUUAGGAAAAAGGACACUGAACAACUGUUGCAGAGUUUUGUGCAGGAAAAGUGGCUUAUUGAGAGAGAUGGAGAAUAUACUCUUCAUACUCGCUGCAUUAUGGAGAUGGAACAUUAUUUACAAAGCACGUACCAAGACUUGGUCAAGGUUUGCAAUAUCUGCCAUAGCAUCGCAAUUCAGAGUCAGAUGUGUGACACAUGUGGGAUCCCAAUGCAUUUGCCUUGUGUUGGGAGAUACUUUAAAGGUCAAAAAGAUCCACACUGUCCUCGUUGUAAUGACGUCUGGCACCAUGACAUUCCAAAUUUAAAUCAAAACAGUUCCCAAGCUCCACCUUCUGAGAAAGUGACACCAAGGACUCAAGAGGCCAGAGGAGCGAACACAUCGAUGUCUUCAAGGAGAAGUCGAUAAAUCUUGGUCUCCAAAUGUUGUAUAAAUUUCCUUGGGUUAUCAAGAUUGUUUUCGUAGACAUUACUUACUUAACCACCUUCUUUCAGUGUGUGUGUGUAUAUAUUUAUAUAUAUUCAACAAGUAUUUUCAAGCAUUUAAUAUAUGGCAGAUAAUAACCAUUUACCUUUUUAUUCUUAUAAAUUAGAAAGGCUGUUCUUGACAUUUCUCUUUGCUUCUAGUCACUUCAUUGUUAAAAAAAAUAAAAAAAUGUAUACAUUUGAA
Molecule: messenger RNA, 1213 nt
Organism: Bombina bombina (fire-bellied toad)
Lineage: Eukaryota; Metazoa; Chordata; Amphibia; Anura; Bombinatoridae
Gene: NSMCE1
Product: NSE1 homolog, SMC5-SMC6 complex component
Exons: 8
Coding region: 143-952 (269 amino acids)
Biological process (GO): DNA damage tolerance; double-strand break repair via homologous recombination
Cellular component (GO): nucleus; Smc5-Smc6 complex
Molecular function (GO): ubiquitin-protein transferase activity
Source: RefSeq, a predicted model, not a curated record